CAUCCAGAGGAAAUGGUCGUCACCAGGAUUCUCCUGAUUGCUGCUCUCCUUAAUGCUAUUCUAGCAGCGCCGCAGUUGAAUCCAAGAGACGCUACAGUUGUGGUGCUGGAGAAUGACUUCAAUGGAGUCGAUCCGUGGCAUUGGAGGUACGAGACGAGCAACGGCAUCCGGCAGGAGCAGUUCGGCACGGAGGGCGACGGCGCGCGCCUGCGGGGCAGCUUCUCGUGGCAGCCGCCGGACGCGGGCAGCGCAACCUACAGCGUCACCUACGAGGCCGACGAGAACGGCUACCGGCCCAGAGUGGCCUUCGGCAGCGGAGCAGUGGCUGUGCGCCCCACACCGCUGCCGCGACCUACAGAACUGCCCUUCCUACAGCCCUCUCUGGCCAUUGGAAGUAACGCUGCACUUACACUGGUGGGCUGAACGGCCAGUCAAUUCAUGUCACUGGAUCUUUUAAAUCCCUGAAAUUUCAACAUCAGCUUCUGAACUGACUUUUUAAAAUCGUUGAGAAAGUGUGCAACAACUACCGCUGUCAGAUGGGACAUUGGUAAUAGCCUCUGCCAUCUAACAGCAGAAACUUUUGUGAGGUGUUGCAAUCUCUCUGAAUUGUUGGGAAUUUGAAGAAACCGUAUCUACAUCUAUAUCUGUAUCCAUACUCCGCAAGCCACCUGACGGUGUGUGGCGGAGGGUACUCUGAGUACCUCUAUCGGUUCGCCCUUCUAAUACAGUCUCGUAUUGUUCUUGGAAAGAAAGAUUGUCGGUAUGUCUCUGUGUGGGCUCUAAUCUCUCUGAUUUUAUUCUUGGGGUCUCUUCGCGAGAUAUACGUAGGAGGGAGCAAUUUACUGCUUGACUCCUCAGUGAAGGUAUGUUCUCGAAACUUCAAUAAAACCCCGUACCGAGCUACUGAGCGUCUCUCUUGCAGUCUUCCACAGGAGUUUACUAUCAUCUCCGUAACUCUUUCGCGUUUACUAAAUGAUCCUGUAACGAAGCGCGCUGCUCUCCAUUGGAUCUUCUCUAUCUCUUCUAUCAACACUAUCUGGUACGGAUCCCACACCUGUGAGCAGUAUU
Molecule: messenger RNA, 1068 nt
Organism: Schistocerca serialis cubense
Lineage: Eukaryota; Metazoa; Arthropoda; Insecta; Orthoptera; Acrididae
Product: endocuticle structural glycoprotein SgAbd-5-like
Exons: 3
Coding region: 13-423 (136 amino acids)
Cellular component (GO): chitin-based extracellular matrix
Molecular function (GO): structural constituent of chitin-based larval cuticle
Source: RefSeq, a predicted model, not a curated record